GACGCGACGCGACGGGCUCGAUUUGCCAUCAUGGGCAAGGUUGAGAAAAUGGACCCCGUGUGGGAGGAUCUCGACAGAACAAUGGGCCAGCUGUUCAUGAUGGGCUUUGAUGGCACGUCGGUUACUCCCCACAUCCGUAACCUGAUCGAGGAGCACCACGUUGGCUGCAUCCUCUUGACUGCCAAGAAUCUAAAAUCUGCCGACGACACCACCAAGCUCAUCUACGAGCUGCAGAAGAUUGCCCACGAUGCCGGACACCCCGUCCCGCUGGCAAUCGGCAUCGACCAGGAAAAUGGCGGUGUCAACAGCCUCUUCGACGACAUCUACAUCCGCCAGUACCCCAGCAACAUGGGCAUGGCGGCCACCGGGUCGACUGAGCUAGCCUUUGAAGUGGCCAAGGCGACGGCACAGGAGAUUGCGGCCUGUGGUAUCAACUGGAUAUUUGGCCCAUGCCUCGACGUGCUGACCAAUGCACGUAAUCAGCCGCUGGGGGUCAGAACAGCCGGAGACGACCCCCAGGAAGUGUCUGCGUUUGGGGUUGCCUUUAUGCAGGGCUACAAAGAGGCCGGGGUGGUGACACUGGGUAAGCAUUUCCCCUCGUACGGCAACCUCGAGUUCCUGGGCUCAACACUGGAUGUGCCCAUCAUCACCGAAUCGCUGGAACAGCUGAGCCUGAGCGCUCUGGUUCCGUUCAAGAAGGCGAUUGAGCGAGGCCUCGACUCUAUGAUGGUUGGCGGCUGCGCCAUGUCGUCUGCAGGACUGAAUGCCAUGCACGCCUGUCUCUCUGAGCAGGUUGUCGAUGAGCUACUCCGCAAAGACCUGAACUUCGAUGGCGUAGUCGUGUCCGAGUGUCUGGAGAUGGAUGCUCUCAGCCACAACAUUGGCGUUGGCGGUGGAACGGUCAUGGCUGUUAACGCCGGUUGCGAUGUGGUGCUGCUUUGUCGCGCGCUCUCCCUGCAGCAAGAAGGUCUCAAGGGCCUCAAGACUGGCAUAGAAACUGAAAUGGUUUCCAAAGAGCGCAUCUUCAACUCGCUCAGGCGCGUCCUAGCCAUGAAGAAGAAGUGCACAUCGUGGGAGAAGGCACUGAACCCGCCAGGCAUCAACUACCUGGAAAAGCUACAGCCUUCGCACACUGCACUGUCGACCAAGGCGUACAAUAGCUCCAUCACUGUCGUACGCGACAAGAACAGGCUUCUGCCACUGACUAACAUUCUCGAAAGCGAGGAGGAGCUUCUUCUGCUGACACCCUUGGUGAAACCCUUGGCUGCAUCUGCGGCAUCUCGAGCCAUAUCAGACGCUGCUAAUGGCGCAGCCAGUCACUCUCCCGGGCCUGCGUCUUGGGACCAGAGCUCCUCUGUCAUGAGCGGAGAACGGGUCUUUAGGGAGCUGGGCCGCUCGCUCGCUCGACAGCGCAACGGCCGACUGUUGCACACAUCGUACACGGCGAACGGUGUUCGUCCGGUUCACGAGAACCUCAUCAGCCGAGCGAGUGUGAUUAUUGUCCUCACAGCCGACGCGAAUCGAAAUCUCUACCAGCAUGGCUUCACCAAGCACGUUUCUAUGAUUUGCAAUAUGCAGUACACAACUGGCGGAGAGAGGCGCGAGAAGCCGCUCAUUGUCGUUGCCGUCAGCUCGCCGUACGACUUUGCCAUGGACAACACGAUUGGAACCUAUAUUUGCACAUACGACUUCACCGAGACUGCGCUCAACUCAUUGGUAAGGGUGCUGUAUGGAGAACUGUCGCCCACGGGAACACUACCUGGCACCAUUAGCAAGAGCCAAAAGCUACACCCGUCGAAGCAACACUGGCUGGUUGAAAUUUUCAAUGAAGAGCGAGACGGCAGUGCAUUGGAUACGCUGAUUGCAGCAGUUGUGGAAAAUACCACUCCGAAUCAACGGUCUGAGCUUUCGAGCGCAACAUCAAGCUCGUUCAUUCUACACCACCCCGAGGUGGAAGAGUCACAUUUUGUGGUGCGGAACAGCAGUACGCAAGCCCUGUAUGGCUUUUGCUCGACGUACUUUUUCAAAGCCACGGGUACGGGUGUUAUUGGUGCGCUGUUUGUGGACCCUACGAGGAGGAAGCUCUCGAUUGGACAUUCGCUGCACAACCGAGCGAUACGGACGCUGCUGCAAAAAGAAGGGAUCAAGCGGUUUCAACUGGGAUCACGCCUGCCCAGCAUGUAUCUUGGGAUUCCCACCGGACACGGCAACGAGCGCAAGCGUCUACGGUCGUGGUUUGCGCAGCUGGGAUGGGGAGCUGCACUGUCCCGUCCAGUGUGCAAUAUGGUGGCUCGCAACCUCCAGACAUGGUCGCCGCCAGCGGGCAUGGCUAAGAGUCUUGCGAGCGCGGGGGCGCAGUUUGACCUUGUGUAUGGGUGGGACUAUGCGGGACCGGUGCUGGAUCACAUCAAAACGAGCAACCGACAGGGGCUGGCCGAGGUGUACAAGCUGGCGCUCACGGACCCGACGGCGUGUGGAAUUAUUCGGGCCAAGCGGCCGGAAGACGGUGCGCUGGUGGGGACGGUGGUACUGUACAACCACCACUCACGACUGGCCGAGUACAUUCCCCCGCUCAAGGACCUGAACGAGACGGCGGGAGGCAUCUCGUCGCCGGUGAUUUCGCCAGGGGUUGGAGAGUACUCGACGCUGCUGCAGGGGCUGAUUCUGCUGGGGAUGCGGCAGAUCAAGCAGCUGGGAUGCAACGCGUGCUUGCUCGACUAUAUGGAUGGAGACGGCAACUUUGACGGCUUCUCGGCCAUGGGGUUCGACGUCAUGCACAAUUUCGAGGAGGUCAGCUGUGACGCAGCGACGUGGACCAUGAUACCGCCUGCUUGAUGUUGGAUAUUGGUUUGUUUGGCGUAGACUGGGGGGAUGCGAUGUUAAUAAUGGGUUGCUAUAUACACAUGUACUUGGGGCGCGAUGAUGACUGAGUCAGCCGUGGGGUAGAGCUAGUC
Molecule: messenger RNA, 2954 nt
Organism: Exserohilum turcica Et28A
Lineage: Eukaryota; Fungi; Ascomycota; Dothideomycetes; Pleosporales; Pleosporaceae
Product: glycoside hydrolase family 3 protein
Exons: 5
Coding region: 31-2835 (934 amino acids)
Biological process (GO): peptidoglycan turnover; carbohydrate metabolic process
Molecular function (GO): acyltransferase activity, transferring groups other than amino-acyl groups; hydrolase activity, hydrolyzing O-glycosyl compounds
Source: RefSeq, a predicted model, not a curated record